Messenger RNA from Strongylocentrotus purpuratus (purple sea urchin), 2561 nucleotides. RefSeq names its product organic solute transporter subunit alpha-like. Gene Ontology annotation, molecular function: transporter activity. The record is from RefSeq and is a predicted model, not a curated record. Bases 234 to 1298 code for a protein of 354 amino acids. The transcript has 7 exons. Lineage: Eukaryota; Metazoa; Echinodermata; Echinoidea; Camarodonta; Strongylocentrotidae. Gene Ontology annotation, biological process: transport.
AAUAAUUAUGUGUGUGUAGCUAUAGCAAUACUAUCACGCAUAAAAUUCUGGAAUCUAGCUGCAUAAUUCAACUGUCCGGGGGAAUCCACACCGUCAACACGAUCACCUGUAAUAUGUAUUUUUCAUGGAACAUUACAUCUACAUUGAUCGUCUGGUUAAUUUGAAUCCCGUUUUAUAAGGGAGAAAUAUUGGGGUUUGUAUUGACCGGCUGAGUUCACGACUGGAGCAUCAAAAUGGCAACCAAUCAAUGCUCAACCAUUGCACCUAUGUUCGUCGAUCACAUAGAAGUAAUAUCUGAUGACACAGGUCUAAUCGUCAUGAUGUCCAUCACAUCAGCUAUCACAAUCCUCCUCAUCAUUGCAUUCAUUGAAUCUGUUGUCUUCGUAGCAACCAAGAUUCCUCAUAGAGAUCGUUCCAUUAGUCUUAUAUGGAUGCUCGCCAUGUACCCGAUUUUUGUGAUGACGUCACAGAUGGGUCUUUUCAUCCCACGGGCCGUCUUGAUGUGUAAUCUGACUGCAUCCAUCUUCUUUUCGAUCAGCCUCUACCAAUUCUUACAGUUGAUCAUCUAUUACUAUGGCGGCCAUGAUGCUACGGUGGUCAAGAUAAGUGAGAUUCAAAUACUAGGCAAACUACAACUUACUGAGGAGAGCUUUUAUCGGCUUAAAAUUUGCAUCUAUCAAAUGGCCUUACUCCGUCCAGUAGUUCUAUUCAUUGAAGACAUCUUGUGGUUGAAUGAAUCUUACGACACCAGCUCGAUCAGUGUCAAUGACGCCUACGUCUAUCUCAACCUCUUCACUUUCCUAUCAUCACUCGUCGCCAUCUUCGCCCUGGUCGUUCUCUUCCUCGCAUCACGAGAGCAUCUCAAGGCUUUCUCCAUCACCAUCAAAUUUGUGAUUGUCGGACUCGCCUUGUACUUCAGUAACAUCCAGAUUCUCCUCUUCGAUGUGCUCACAUUGACUGACGUCAUCAAGUGCUCCAAGCCAUUCGAUUGGGAGACAAGAGGAAGUAGUUGGCAAUGUCUCUGUCUGGUGGUCGAAUCGGCACUCCUCUUCCCAAUCACUCUACGAUACUUCAGAACCAGGCAUGGUAACAUGGUGGGUGUGCUUCAAAUACCUCGAAUCGCUUUCACCAAAUCUCCAUCCGACCACUUCAACCCCUCUUUUAACUACAAAGGAUUUUACGGGGGAACGCCCCCAAAGAACCCUCAACUUGAAAGAGUAAGGGCGGAAACCGAAGAUAGUCUAACUAAACCCAGGAGCUCUUCCUCUAUUAGCUUUAAUUCUUACAUCGCCAUGUGAAUCGAUGAUUAGUUUGUAACCAAGUAUCUAUCAUCAUUAUCAUUAUCAUUAAAAAAAAAAAGAUUUUCAUACUGAAAUAAAAUAAGCGCACAGUAAUCAAUGCCUAUGUAUUGUAUAUGAUAUGGUAGAGUCAAGAUUUGAUAAAAUUGUACUAUUCAUGAUUGCUUUUAACUAACAAUAAGACAGAACUCUCUCUUAAUUCAAGUUUUAUACGAUCCUCAGAACUUUUUUUUAUAGUAAUUAUUUAUUUGUAUAAUUUCUUAAAAGAUUUGGUUGUCGUGUGUUCAACCACCCACGUUCAAUUAGACCAAGUUUGAGUAUAAUCCACCUUCACUUUCUAUUUCACUUUUGGUUCAGUCGCCGGUUAUUCAUAUACAACUGUCUGUCUAUAUGAAUUUAUCUGUUCAUGAUUACUUUCAAUAAUUGUAGCAUUGGAUUUGAUUUAAGUUGAUGUAUGGUGUCAAUUUCUGUACCGAGCAUACUGGUGCAAGUAUUCUGUGUAACAAACAAAAAUGGCAUAAUGCUUUAGAACAUAAAAACUAAUUUAAAAUGUCAUUAUUGUGGGACAAUAAGAGUAAGCAAGACUAUUGUCUUGAUGUGCUUUAUCAGGUCAUCAUACGAAAAAGAAAUAGGAAGAACGACUUUUAAAUUGUAAUAAAUAAGUGAAGGGAAGAAAGAAGCAUUAUUACAUUUUUUAAUGGUUGAAGAAUUGCUUUAUUGUACACAUAAUUAUCAUGCAGCUACUCGCACCUGCAUAUAUUAUUGUAAUAGUGGAUGAAUUUAAAUGUUUGCCAAUAAGUAAACACAAUUUUUUUCUCCUUAUUUUGCGCCAGAUCGUUGACAGUUACAUUACAAUAGAUGUAUUUGAAAUUAUAUAAUAGUACUUUUAAACUUCGAGAUGUAGUAUGUUAUUUUGGCAAGAUAAAAUAUGAAAAGUAUGACGUGAAUCACAAGGAAUGUGUACAUUUAGAAAAAAAACUGAUCUAGUAUGAUAUACGCAUAACAUCAUUGCUGUAAUGGUCUCUAUGUCUGGUUGAAAGGCCAUUAUUAACAGUUUCUGAAAUAUUAUUGUUCCAUGCUACGAAGAGUAAACAGUUCUCUUCAUUUAAAGAAGCCUUGUUAGCUUGCUUUGUAUAUGAUGAUGAAUGUACAUUUUUAUUUAGUUGAACUAAUGAUGAUGAAUCAGAACAUGACGCAUUCUGUAAAAAGAUUAUGCAUGUUUUCAAUGUUCUCAAUUUUUUGCAUUUUUAAAUAAAUAACUAC